AUGGGGCUGGAAGUCAAACUAUGGAACAGUAGCGCAGGAAAUCUUGCCUUGCGUGGAAAAGCUACACAGUCAGACCUCAUCGAGAACCCAUGGCACGGUUACAGUCAUGCCUCCAAUGCCAUUGAUGGGAACCGCGAUUCACAUUUCCAUCAUGGGUCCUGCACUGCCACUGACGAAUCCACUAACCCCUGGUGGAGAGUGGACCUGCUUGAUACCUACAUAGUCACCUCCAUCACCGUCACCAACAGAGGGGAUGCUGUUCCUGAGAGGCUAAACGGGGCUGAGAUACGAAUAGGAAAUUCUUUAGUGGACAAUGGCAUUCAUAACCCUCUGGUUAAAACAAUUCCCUCCGUUCCAGUCAGCAGUUCUCUCACCCUUGCCUUUGACCCAGGCUUCAAAGGACGCUAUGUGACUGUGGUUCUACCAGGGCAGAAAAGACUUCUGACACUCUGUGAAGUGGAGGUUUAUGGCUACCUUGCCCCAACUGGAGAUAAUGUGGCUCUAUAUGGAAAGGCCACCCAGUCGUCUUUGUAUGGGUUUGGCAUUCCAGGCAAUGCUAUUGACGGGAAUCGCAACGCUAUUUGGAUAGGAGGGUCCUGCACCCACACUCUACAGGACAUCAACGCCUGGUGGAGGGUGGACCUUCUGAAGACCUACAAAGUGUUCUCCAUCAUCAUCACCAACACAGUCGACAGUGUUCCCAGCAGACUCAAUGGAGCUGAGAUACGCAUUGGAGACUCCCUGGAAAACAAUGGCAUCGACAAUCCUAGGUGA
Messenger RNA from Oncorhynchus gorbuscha (pink salmon), 774 nucleotides. Its product is annotated as fucolectin-4-like. Lineage: Eukaryota; Metazoa; Chordata; Actinopteri; Salmoniformes; Salmonidae. Bases 1 to 774 code for a protein of 257 amino acids. The record is from RefSeq and is a predicted model, not a curated record. The transcript has 4 exons.